AUGCUGCGGCAGCAGAAGUCUUUGGGAGUCAGCUGGCCGUGGCUACAAGGGGGCGACCGGCGAGCGCACGCCUCACUGACGUGGGUCAGGUCACACGUGACCGCGGAGGAAUUCAGCGCUGAAUUCGGAGAGGCGUCUCUCUGGAGACAGCAGAUAAACGACGCGGCCGACCAACUCUGCCGGAAAGCGGCGGCCAGGGCCACGGCCCAAGUGGGUCCAUGGUGUCCAGACGAGAUCGACGACCUAGUAGGUGACGGUCUUCUUGCAGCACAAGGCUUCCGUGCUGCUGGUCUCCAAUGA
Symbiodinium sp. CCMP2592 is the source of this 300-nucleotide messenger RNA. The record is from the annotation of a GenBank genome assembly. Lineage: Eukaryota; Dinophyceae; Suessiales; Symbiodiniaceae.